This is a messenger RNA of Malassezia sympodialis ATCC 42132, 894 nucleotides long. RefSeq lists its product as uncharacterized. The transcript has 2 exons. The coding region runs from base 1 to 894 and encodes 297 amino acids. The record is from RefSeq and is a predicted model, not a curated record. Gene Ontology annotation, biological process: transcription initiation at RNA polymerase II promoter. Gene Ontology annotation, cellular component: transcription factor TFIID complex; SAGA complex; nucleus. Gene Ontology annotation, molecular function: RNA polymerase II general transcription initiation factor activity; promoter-specific chromatin binding. NCBI's taxonomy places the organism in Eukaryota, Fungi, Basidiomycota, Malasseziomycetes, Malasseziales, Malasseziaceae.
AUGAGCGACACGGAGAUGCGCGACGCCGAUGCCAGCGUGAUACGUGCCCCGAGGCGCGCGAAGGCGCCGAAGGAUGCCAUCAAGGUGCCGCCUGCGGUGAAGGCGCGGUGGCGUGAUCUGACGGUGGCGCAGCUGCCGCACCUGCCGCCGGCGAGUGUGGCGCCGUCCGCGACGCUGCAAGCGGCGCUCCAGGCGGCGCGCGCGCACCACGGGCAGUGUGUGCUGGUUGUCGAUGACGGGCAGCUGCGCGGCUACGUGGACAUGAUUGACCUGGUCGCGCAGGAGACGCAGGGCUCGCUGGACGACCCGGUAUCGAGUGUGCAGCAGCCGCUGGCCGGCACGCGGCGGGCGCCGCGCUUCCCGACGACGUACCGUGUGAUCCACCGCGGCACGCCGCUGGCUGAGGUGGCGGCGUUCCUGAGCGGGGCGCCGUUCGCGCUCGUCACGGAGGCGGUGCCGCGCCGUGUGGAGAGCGUGAUCACGGCGAGCGACCUGGAGCGGUACGCGGAGGUCGCGCAGCUCGAUGCGCCGGCGGCGCCGAUCGGCAGCCGGCCGGAGGAGGAGUCGCGCCGCGACCGCUCGCUCGUGGAUGUGCUGCAGGCGCUCGAUGGCUAUGCGCCGCUGAUUCCGGACGAGGUCUCUGACUACUACCUGGAGCGCGCCGGCUUCCAGUGCGACGAUGUGCGGCUGUGCGUGUGCCUGGCUAACGGCAGGAAGCGGCUCCUGGCCCUGGCUACGGAGAAUACGCGCGGAUCCGGACGAAUGUGGGCCCUGGGCGGAGCAGCCGCCCCGGGGCCGCAGGACGCGUACGUGGCGCCGCUGACCCCAGGACCGCACGCGCACCGUGCUCACGAUGGACGACCUCAGCGCCGCGCUCGGCGAGUAUGGGAUUGA